AGACGAAGCAGAGUUGAUGACUCGUUGCUAUGGAGAUUCUGUCGCAACCACCCUGUAAAGAGUUUCCACUAAAGCCAAUUAAAUAAAGCAUCAUGUCUGAGAUUACAAGUCUUAAAAUAUCUUACAUUUUUCCAAAUGGAGACAAAUAUGAGGGAGAAUGCUGUCGUACUUCAGAUGGUGUGGUGAUGAGGAAAGGGUCUGGCACACAGACAUCAGCCUCUGGAGUUACUUACACUGGAGAAUGGGACAAUGAUAAGAUGAAUGGCAGAGGAACUCUUACACACCCUUCAGGGGCGAUUUACAGCGGCCUGUUCAGAGACAACAUGUAUCAUGGCAAAGGAACAUACCGAUUUCCUGAUGGGACAGAAUACACAGGAACCUUUAACAACAACAGAUUUGAAGGUGAAGGGGAGUUCACAGAUUCACAAGGACUUGUGUGGACUGGGAUGUUCCGUAACAAAGCGGCACUGGGACUGAAGCUCAAAGUUAACAUGUGACAUGGACACAAACACACACCAUUUAUAUGAAUACAGCAACAAAAAUAAUAGUAAUAAUAUAUAUUCUGUCCUUUUCUGAUCUAGAUGACAUAGAUUAAGUGCUAUAAUGUUAAGUAUUUAAUCACUUUACCAAACUGAACUUUAAGAAGUGAUAGUACAAUAUGAGCAUCUUAUCAAGAUUAUGAAGCGAGCAUUUGAGUAAACUUUCUUAGAAUUACCACCCGUGGAAGUACUGAAAAAGAUCUUAUAUACACCGUGAUGCAUUAUCACAGCUAGCGGCCCUGAGGCAUUGAUCAGAUCUGGUAUACCAAUAAAAUAACUUCAGUUCCAGCAGCAUCCACUGAAUAUCAAGAACACGUGUUCCCACACACUACUUCUGAAAGAAUCACUACUUUGUUUUGUGCACAGGGUGAGAGGAAUGUGAUUCUCUGUGUACAGUUCAGCCAUUGGUGGAGCGCAUCUCCAAAAUACAUGAGCAUGCAUAAGCAGCAGAGCUCAUGACUGCAUGAGAAGUCAAGAGUUGUGUAAGACCGUGAAGCUCAAUUUCCUGUCCUCUGGAGUGAGAACGUGUUUACUGUGGAUCAACACCUCGGCUGGAGAUCCACCGCCUUUCAUUUUGCUUCUAAUUCUGCUUUAAAUUAACAUGAAGCCCUAGUGUUCAGUUAAAUCUGUGUUAUUUGUUUCAAUGUUCUACCUCAAUUAAAUGUAUGACUCAAUGUUCACUUUUGAGUUUUUGACAAUA
Molecule: messenger RNA, 1239 nt
Organism: Carassius gibelio (silver crucian carp)
Lineage: Eukaryota; Metazoa; Chordata; Actinopteri; Cypriniformes; Cyprinidae
Product: MORN repeat-containing protein 2-like
Exons: 5
Coding region: 93-497 (134 amino acids)
Source: RefSeq, a predicted model, not a curated record